AUGAACGGUGGCCGUUUUGAUUUUGACGAUGGCGGGACAUACUGUGGUGGAUGGGAGGAAGGAAAGGCACAUGGACAUGGUGUUUGUACAGGGCCUGAUGGACAGGGAGAAUACACUGGAGCAUGGCACUAUGGAUUUGAGGUUUUUUUCUUAAUUAAAAAUUUUUUAAUUUUUUCCCAGGUUUCUGGUGUCUAUACCUGGCCUUCUGGCAGUACUUAUUCUGGUCAGUGGCAAAACGGGAAGCGUCACGGCCUCGGUGUUGAACAGCGCGGCCGGUGGACCUAUAAAGGUGAAUGGACGCAGGGAUAUAAAGGCCGGUAUGGACGUCGAGAGGCGCUCAACUCUGGUGCUCAUUAUCUGGGGACGUGGUCAAGUGGACUUCACGAUGGUUAUGGAACUGAAAUAUAUUCUGAUGGAGGCUCUUAUAAAGGCCAAUGGCUGCGCGGUAUGCGGCAUGGUUAUGGAAUUCGAACAAGCGCGCCUUGGAGUGUAGCAACCCCGAAUAACCACCAACACCACUCAGAACAGCAACAAAAACAUAGAGGAGGACAUACGUCUCUAAGUUCCCUACGCUCAAAUUAUGGAAGUGUUGCCAUGUUGGAUGAUGAAAGGGCAGCAACUGCAAUGGAUACACCUCCCAAUCAUCACGGCAGAUCACAUUCUAGAGAAAGGAGGGGUGAACAAACAACUCAACUGGAUGAAAGUAGAGGCGGUUUUGUGCUUAAAGCUUAUUCGGGUACUAACAAACGACGCCGUUCUCUCUCAGAGCGUUCAUUGGCAGUGAAGAGAAGUAUUCUUCAACGAAUUAGAAAACAAAAUUCUACCGGAGACAUUAUUCACCAACAAAGAGUUUUUUCUUCUGCUGGUGGCGCUUCUUCACUUCGUUCUAGUGGAAGUACUUUAAGCUGUACUUCUGAUGAAGAAGAUUCGGGCGAUUUGAGGCAUCCUCCAAAUUCUCAACGUUCUAGAGUUGCUGCGGAGGCAGCAACAUUAGAGGAACCACCAAUCGACGCCAACGCCGUAGAGAUUUACCGAGGUGAAUGGAAAAAUGACAUGCGCUCCGGUUAUGGUGUUUGUGAACGUUCAGACGGUCUUCGUUAUGCUGGGGAAUGGUUAGAUAAUAGAAAACAUGGAUAUGGAGUAACCUUCUUCAGGGAUGGAACGUUAGUAUUUUUUAAGGUUUUAAAGGCUAAAAAAUUUUUUUGUAGUAAAGAAGAGGGAAGAUAUAAACACAAUGUUCUUGUUAGCUCAGCUAGACGGAAAGGCAUCCUUUUUGUCCGUUCAACAAAAUUGAGGCAUCGAGUAGAAAUUUAUGCUGAACAUGCUAGGCAAGCUGCUGACAUGGCUGCACAACGUGUUGAAAUUGCUACAUCUAGAACAAUGACAGCACAAGAACGCGCUGAUGCUAGCGUUGAAGCUGCUGAUCGAGCAAGGGAUGAUGGAGACACUGCACGUAUUUAUGCUGCACAGUUUGAUCCAAGUUUUAAACAACCCGGCGUAGAAUUAUUGCGUGCUAGAGCAGCGAUGCAAAGGUCUGGAACUCCUGGAGGACAACAAUCUGCCAUUCCAAUGCUCACACCAAUUCAUAAUCAUGUAAUGGCCAACCACGUUCAAUUUAAUCAUCAACAGCAACCACAUUCACAAACUAAUUAUUCUAGUCCACAAAAUCAACAAUAUGAUUAUUCUAAUGCAUUUGCAGUUGGUCCAAACUCUUCUUCAUCUCAACAAAACAUUGCAUUUAAUCAAAUGCCCCCACUCCCUCCAUUUGCUCAACAACAACAACAAUUACGUCAAAGACAUUUACAACAAACUGCAAAUACUUCGGAAUGGAAUGGUGGAAUAAUUGGAGGAAUGGGUGGAGGGCAACAACAACCUCAUUCACCUCCACAAUAUUCUGCAGAUAGUGGAAUUGCUGUUGGAGGGGGAGGAGGUGGUGGAGGGAAUUUUGGUCAACAACAGAGGCAUUUAAUUCAUCAACAAUCGAGUGAAUCUGGCCAUAGUUCUCAACAACAGCAACAACAAGAUUAUACCCCACAUCCCCAAAUGAUUAAUGAAGGUGGUUCUGAUACAGAGGGUGGUGGAUUGUUGGUAGCUGCCUCUGCUAGCGGCGGUCAUCAAAGUGCUCAACACAGCAAUAUUGUUAGUUAUGCAGCUGCUAUUCCUCCACUCCCAGCUGCUGCUCAUAUUCGACAACAGUCUUCUUCAGAAAUGGCCACACUUCAAAAACCACAACCUCCACAUCAUUUGAGAGGAAUGACUAAUAUGCGUGGUCGUUCAAGUCCUUCAACUAUGUCCCUAAGUGAUGAUCAUUGGGACCAAUAUUUGUUGAAAUCUUCGAGAAGAGAAGCUUCAAAACAUCAAUUGUUACCUGGUACCAGCAGUAGCGGAUUAGAUACUUCUCAUCACUUUAGACGAAACAGACCUUCAUUAAUUAGACAAUGCGAGGUUCUCGGCGCUAGCGGUACAAUUGGUGGGAGUAGCUGUGGUGAAUCUCCUAGUGGCUCAAUGACGCUUAACAGAAGAAGCACCUUAGUAGUAAACCCAAGGGAAUGCCGUCAACGUGUUCCUCCUAUCCAUUCAGUUUAUGGAGCAGAUGAUUCUCUUCGUCUUCAAGACCAACAACAACAACAAUUGCCAUCCUCUUCUGUUGAUAUUCAAAACCAAACGAGGGAAGAACGUGGAUCUCUCCCCAAUUUGGAAGAUUUGGCUGGACAACCAUUACAAUUAGGUAGAGAAGAAGCUGCAAGAUUAGCUUCUCAACGACGUCAAGAUGUACAUAAACAAAUGGAGGAGGAAGAAAGAUUGAGACAAAAUCCGUUAAGAUAUUUGGCUCAUCCUAAUUUUAGAAAUUGGCUCAUUCAAUGGCGAAUUCCACUACUUUUAGUACUUGGCAACAUUCUACUUUUUUAUUGUUUUUUACACUUGCUUUCAGGUAGUAGUAAAAGCGAUCGAAGAAGUGGUGGAAGAGGAGGCGGAGGAGGAGGAAAUGCUCACCAUUCCGAAUGAUUUUGUUUAGAUUAAAAAUAAAAAUAUAAUACAGGAUUUUUUGUAGAGGAGUCUUGGCAUUAGGGCAUUAAGUCUUAAUAAUUUUAUCUUUUAUUUUGGGCAUGUUACCUCUUUGGGGUUUAUGUACAAUGAAAAAUAGUGCCCGAUUCGAACCGGAACUGGCCAACUUUUUCGGAGUUUGGGUCCCAAAUUCGGGCUUUUUUCGUGAUCUCCGGAAUUUUUUCUGACAAAUUUGGAUCCGACUCGGGAAAACGUCAAACCCUGCGGUCAAGAGACCUCCGGAAAAAACCUACAGAGACCUUGAAAAGUGCUGAACUUCUAGUC
Molecule: messenger RNA, 3330 nt
Organism: Meloidogyne enterolobii
Lineage: Eukaryota; Metazoa; Nematoda; Chromadorea; Rhabditida; Meloidogynidae
Source: the annotation of a GenBank genome assembly